AUGGAAAUAGAGCAGUUAUCAAUCCUGCAUCAUCAAAUUGCUUAUUUGAUGAAGUUGAAGUUUACUUUUGAUUUGUUGCGAUAUAUUGGUUUAUGUCAGUAUGCACAUGGUGAAGCGGAAAGAAGGCCAGUUUCUAGACAUCCUAAAUAUAAAACCGAAUUCUGUCAACCUUUUCACCAGGUUGGCUAUUGUCCAUAUGGACCGAGAUGCAAUUUCAUCCAUAACGAAGAACAGCCACAUCCUUCGUUGCAAACUCGUCGUAACCAAGCUAAUUGUAGUGGUGACAUCAACGGUACAGCAACAAUAAUAACCGCUACAACAGCAGCUACCACAACGUUAACGUUUGGUAUUUGGCAACCACAUUGUAAUUCAACGGGCGAUUCUCCAGCUCCCAGUUCUGCUGGUUCCAGUAGUGAUAGUUCUAUUGGUUCUGGUAGUGCAAGUUUGGAUUUCGAUGAAAAUACGGGCUCUGUUGGUGCCACCAACGGUUGGGGCGUAUUUGGUGCCAAAUUCAGCAAUAAUGCAAGUUUUAUGGUUCAGUUAAGGGUAUAUCAUUUAAACUGGCCAUCCACAUCAGCCAUAGCGACGACCGCUCGAACAACACCACUCAUUGCACAACCAUUACUCGAUUCGGCACUCUUCAACGAUUUGCUUGAGCUGACAAUUGAUGAGAAGAAGAAGAAAGCAAUUAUUACGAAGACAGUGAGUGGAAGCGCCGUGACCUGCGCACCUUCCGGACGUUUGCCGGUUUUUGCUCGGCUCAGCAAUCCAUCGUCAGCCUCCUGA
Molecule: messenger RNA, 786 nt
Organism: Acanthocheilonema viteae
Lineage: Eukaryota; Metazoa; Nematoda; Chromadorea; Rhabditida; Onchocercidae
Source: the annotation of a GenBank genome assembly